CACUCUCCGUCGUCAUUGAAUGCGCGUCUGUCAGCGCACUACGAAGCUCUAUGCCCUCGACUGCCCGUGAAAGCUAUCGACUUGUGAGCACUUAUAUUUGAUGCCAUUCUCCUCUGCUUUCAAGUGUCGUUAGCCUCAUCUCCACCCUAGACCCAACCGGAGGCCCCAUGUGACCAGCUGUGAGUCACAAGGUUUCGCAGAUUUGAUGACAAUGCUCUCCGUUCUGCGUUUACAUCGCGCGCUAAAACCGACUUUUCGUCCUCAUGCUAGUGGAUAUGUCGGUUCGCGACGACAGAGUUUAAACUUUGUUCGCUUCAAUUCCUCUACCGCGAGAUCUUCUUCAGUGCGGAGCCAACUCCAACUACAGCGACCACCGAAAACAAUCCUCAUUGUCAAUAAGCUGCGAACACAACCGGUUAUACUAGCCAUUAACGCGUUCCUCGAGCAUGUUCACUCAGUCUACCCCGACGUCCGUGUAUUCCACGAAGACCGUGAUGACAUUCCACAUGCUGCCGAGGUUUGGAAACCAGGUUCAUAAAUCUUGUUCUCCAUGUUCUCGUCAGGCAUGUUCAUGCCAUUAUCAGACUACAAUGCCGAACCGAUCGAUCUGGUCGUGACUCUUGGAGGGGACGGGACCAUCCUUCACGCGUCCUCGCUCUUUAGCGAAGGUGCUGUUCCACCAGUUCUUAGCUUCUCCAUGGGGACGCUUGGAUUCUUGCUUCCAUUCC
Molecule: messenger RNA, 728 nt
Organism: Mycena citricolor
Lineage: Eukaryota; Fungi; Basidiomycota; Agaricomycetes; Agaricales; Mycenaceae
Source: the annotation of a GenBank genome assembly